UCCGCCGCCGCCGCCGCCGCCCGCCGCCCUCCGCCCGCUGUCUGUUCCUCGCUCCUUCCUCCCUUCCCUCCUCCCUCUCCCCCCUCUCUCCCUCCCCCCCCCCGCUCCCGCUCCGGGAGAGCCGGCGGGCCCGCCAUGGGCGCCUACCUGUCCCAGCCCAGCACAGCCAAGAGCUCCGGGGACGGCGCCGGGGCUGGGGCGCGCCCGCUGCACUUCGGCUUCAGCGCCAUGCAGGGCUGGCGCGUCUCCAUGGAGGACGCGCACAACUGUAUCCCGGACCUGGACGGCGAGACGGCCAUGUUCUCGGUCUACGACGGGCACGGAGGGGAAGAGGUUGCUCUGUACUGUGCCAAGUAUCUUCCCGAGAUCAUCAAGGAUCAGAAGGCAUAUAAGGAAGGCAAGUUACAGAAGGCCCUCGAAGACGCCUUUCUGGCCAUUGAUGCCAAGCUGACCACCGAGGAGGUCGUCAGGGAACUGGCGCUGAUGGCAGGACGGCCCCAAGACGACGGGGGGGAGGAGAAGGAGGAGGAGAAGGUGGCCGAUGAAGACGACGUGGACAACGAGGAGACCACCUUGCUGCACGAGGAGGCCACCAUGACCAUUGAGGAGCUGCUCACGCGCUACGGCCAGAACUGUGUCAAGGGCAAGGUGGGGCCACCGUGCAAAGAGUUGGGCCAGCAGGAGCCCCAGGAGCGGAGCCUGAACGGGGAGGCCGGGGCUGAGGAGCUCGCGAGGCAUUGCCACCAGGAGGAGGAGGAGGACCAUGGCAAGGUGUGCCCCCAGUCCGCUAGUGCCUCUCCCGGCCCCGACGCAGCUGGCAGGGGGGAUGCCAGCAGCGCCCUCUUGAAAAAGGCCCCCGAGGGAGCAGCGCCUGCCACUGGGGAGGCUGAGCCGUCCUGCUCCUCUGCCAGCAAGGCCCAGCGAACUGCCAAGUCCAAGUUCUUUGAGGACAGCGAGGAGGAGUCGGAAGAGGAGGAGGAGGAGGAAGAAGGUGAAGACGAAGGCGACAGUGAGGAAUGUAGUGAAGAUGAGGAUGGGUAUAGCAGUGAGGAGGCGGAGAACGAGGAGGAGGAGGAGGACGACGACACGGAGGAAGCGGAGGAGGACGACACGGAGGAGGCGGAGGAGGAGGAGGAGGAUGAAGACGUGAUGCUUCCGGGCAUGGAGGGCAAGGAGAAGCCUGGCUCCGACAGUGGCACAACGGCAGUGGUGGCCCUUAUCCGGGGCAAGCAGCUCAUUGUGGCAAACGCAGGGGAUUCCCGCUGCGUGGUCUCGGAAGGCGGCAAGGCUGUGGACAUGUCCUACGAUCACAAGCCCGAGGACGAAUUGGAGCUGGCCAGGAUCAAGAACGCUGGCGGGAAGGUGACCAUGGAUGGCCGGGUGAAUGGGGGCCUCAACCUCUCCAGAGCCAUUGGAGACCACUUCUACAAACGCAACAAGAACCUUCCCCCGGAGGAGCAGAUGAUCUCAGCACUGCCAGACAUCAAGGUGCUGACAAUCAACGAUGACCACGACUUCAUGGUCAUCGCCUGUGAUGGCAUCUGGAAUGUCAUGAGCAGCCAGGAAGUGGUGGAUUUCAUCCAGUCCAAGCUGACUCAGAAGGAGGAGAGUGGGGAUCUGCGGCCCCUUUCGUCCAUAGUUGAAGAACUCCUGGACUGCUGCUUGGCUCCCGACACGUCUGGCGAUGGGACUGGCUGCGACAACAUGACCUGCAUCAUCAUCUCGUUCAAGCCACGCCCCAGCCAGGGCCCCGCUGCUGAGGGCAGCAAGCGGAAACUUGAGGACACGGCGGUGGCAGCGGCAGAAGCGGCAGCCCCCACGGAAGAGGAGAGCUGCAGCAAGAAGGCCAGGCAGGACUAGCAGCCGGCCCGCCGCUGGGCUGGGCAUGGCUGGACUCUGUUUUCUAAACCACACUGAACUCUGGCUGCCGCUCUGGUGUCGGCCUUUUUUAGCCUUAGGGAGGCCCCGUUGGUCUGUGUCCGGUGGGGGGGUGGGCUUGCGUUGGCCCCACUGUUCCUUUGAAACCAUUCCAAAGAGUGAAUGGCCGGGGAGGGGAAGGCAGGGCCUGGCCUGAGCCCAGAAGCCAGCCCGCCCCCUGCUUGCGCCCCCCACCCACCCCCCUGCAGCAUCUCUUGUGGUGGUUGCCAUUUCUGUGCCUGUGAUGUUUCUGUUGGCGGGAAGCAGUUUUUCAUUGUGGAGGUUUCUGAUCUGCACCCCUAUUUAAGGCCUUCUGUUUUUUAUUUGUGGGGCUGGCAGCCUCCACCCCACCCCGACACACACACACACACACACACACACACAGUGGCCGCCACACCCUCGUUCUGUGUCAUUCACUUUCAGCUGAGAUUUUUUCAAACUAAAAGCCCCCAAACUGA
Molecule: messenger RNA, 2375 nt
Organism: Hemicordylus capensis (graceful crag lizard)
Lineage: Eukaryota; Metazoa; Chordata; Lepidosauria; Squamata; Cordylidae
Gene: PPM1G
Product: protein phosphatase, Mg2+/Mn2+ dependent 1G
Exons: 10
Coding region: 136-1860 (574 amino acids)
Biological process (GO): protein dephosphorylation
Cellular component (GO): nucleoplasm
Molecular function (GO): protein serine/threonine phosphatase activity; cation binding
Source: RefSeq, a predicted model, not a curated record